GGGAGGAAGGUUGGAGUAGUUCGGAUCCAUUCGGUGCGCGUAUGAGCACCGUGCGAACAGCGUCUAUCUCUUAUCUGCUUGACGGCGCUUGACGUCUCGUCUCCCCGCAGAGCACCGAUAGAGAGGCGCGGAUAUGGAGGAUGUCUGCCAUUACACCCGCAGCCCUGCUUGGGAGGAGCUGGAGCCGGAUAAAGGACUCGGGUCUGUGGCCAGAAUCCAUCCCCAUGUGGUGGGCGCUGUCUCCGUGUCUGGUGCCGCGGACGAGUCGUCUGACAGCGAAGUGGAGCAAGAGGGACCCCAAAAACUCAUCCGGAAAGUGUCCACUUCAGGGCAGAUCAGGAGCAAGACGAGCAUAAAGGAAGGAUUGUUGCUCAAACAGACCAGCUCCUUCCAGAGGUGGAAGAAGCGCUACUUCAAGCUCAGAGGCCGAACUUUGUACUACGCCAAAGAUGCCAAGUCGGGCAGUGCUCUGGCCCGCUGGCAGGAGCGAGCCCUGCGCCGGGCAUCCCGGAGCCGGGUGUGCUGGCGAGCUCUGUCAGUGUGCUGGACCGGAGCACGGCACUCCCCCCCACCUCUGGGUGCCAGCGGAUCUGAAGAGGGCCUAGUGAGAAUUCGGUCUCUUAUCUUUGAUGAGGUGGACCUGUCGGACGCCAGUGUUGCCGAGUCCAGCACCAAGAAUGUCAACAACAGCUUCACGGUGAUCACUCCUUUCCGUAGGCUCAUCCUCUGCGCCGAGAACAGGAAAGAGAUGGAGGACUGGAUCAGCUCGCUCAAAUCUGUCCAGUCCAGAGAGCAUUACGAGUUGCUGCCAACCUAUUCUCAACCUCUCCUUUGCCAGACGGCUCAAUUUAAUGUGGAACAUUUCUCAGGGAUGCACAACUGGUAUGCCUGCUCCCACGCACGGCCCACUUUUUGCAACGUCUGCAAAGAUAGCUUGUCUGGGGUCACGUCUCACGGCCUCUCCUGCGAAGUAUGUAAAUUCAAGGCCCACAAACGCUGUGCUGUUAGAGCCACUAACAACUGCAAAUGGACCACACUGGCCUCCAUAGGCAAGGACAUCAUUGAAGAUGAGGAUGGGAUUGCGAUGCCUCACCAGUGGCUGGAGGGCAACCUGCCCGUCAGUGCCAAGUGUGCCGUGUGCGAUAAGACAUGCGGCAGCGUGUUGAGACUGCAGGACUGGCGCUGCCUCUGGUGCAAAGCCAUGGUGCACACAGCCUGCAUGGACUUGUACCCUCGUAAAUGUCCUCUAGGUCAGUGCAAAGUGUCCAUCAUCCCACCAACGGCUCUCAACAGCAUCGACUCAGACGGCUUUUGGAAGGCCACUUGUCCCCCAUCCUGCGCCAGCCCUCUCCUGGUCUUCGUCAACUCCAAAAGUGGCGACAACCAAGGAGUGAAGUUCCUGCGGCGCUUCAAGCAGCUGCUCAACCCGGCACAAGUCUUCGACCUGGUCAACGGCGGCCCACACCUAGGUCUCCGCCUGUUUCAGAAGUUUGACAACUUCCGAAUUCUGGUGUGUGGUGGUGAUGGCAGUGUGGGCUGGGUGCUGUCAGAGAUUGACAAACUCAACCUACACAAGCAGUGUCAGUUGGGGGUACUGCCGCUGGGCACGGGCAACGACCUGGCACGUGUGCUGGGCUGGGGCCCAUCGUGCGACGACGACACGCAGCUACCGCAAAUCCUGGAGAAGCUGGAGCGAGCCAGCACGAAGAUGCUUGACCGCUGGAGCAUCAUGACCUAUGAGAUCAAGAUCCCGCCCAAACACAGCUGCCCGGCAACGCCUGAGGGCGCCGAAAGCUGCCAGUUUCACAUUUCUGCAUAUGAAGAUUCCGUGGCGGCUCAUCUCACCAAGAUCCUCAACUCUGAGCAGCACUCUGUGGUCAUCUCCUCUGCCAAAAUCCUGUGUGAAACUGUGAAGGAUUUUGUCGCCAAAGUGGGGAAAGCCUACGAAAAAAGCACAGAGAACACAGAGGAGUGUGACACCAUAUCUCUAAAGUGUGCCAUCCUCAAUGAGAAACUGGACUCCCUCCUCAGAACCCUCAAUGCAGAAUGCCCGAUUCUGCCUCCUCUACCCCACUCCACACCUCCAAUUGUGGAGGAGGAGCAGGAAGAAGAGGAGCUAGAGGGGGCGGGAGACGGGGAUGUUGAGGAGGUCGCCAGCGAGGAGAGCCUCACGGAGCUGAAGGAGAAACUGGAGGAGGAAGAGACAGAGAAAGGAAAUGGCGGCGGCAACAGCAGCACUUUCCCCGUCUUCAAAAGUCGAGAGCAGCUGAUGUUGAGAGCCAACAGUCUGAAGAAAGCGGUGCGACAGAUCAUAGAGCAGGCCGAGCGAGUGGUGGACGAGCAAAACACAAACAUGGACGACACAGAUCUGACGUCCUCGCUGGACUUCCGCAAGGACAGCGAAGAGGAGAACCGGGAAUGCGAGAAGGACGAGGACACCAAAGAGCUGGAGGCUGUACAGUCCAUCAAGAGUGUGUGUUCACCCACGGAGAGGCGGGUGAGCCGCAGCACACAGUCAUACAGUUCCUUCAGCAUCACACCGUUCACCACCAGCAAGGAGAACCUGCCUGUGCUCAACACACGCAUCAUAUGUCCUGGACUGCGGGCAGGUCUGGCAGCCUCCAUAGCAGGAAGUUCCAUCAUUAGCAAGAUGCUGCUGGCCAACAUUGACCCCUUUGGUGCCACCCCCUUCAUUGACCCAGACCUGGACUCACUCGAGGGCUACAUGGAAAAAUGCGUGAUGAACAACUACUUUGGCAUCGGCCUUGACGCUAAGAUCUCCUUGGAGUUCAACAACAAGCGAGAGGAGCAUCCGGAAAAAUGCAGGAGUCGCACGAAGAAUAUGAUGUGGUACGGCGUUCUAGGAACAAAAGAGCUUCUUCAGAGAACUUACAAGAACCUGGAACAGAAGGUUCAGCUGGAGUGUGACGGCCAGUACAUCCCCCUACCCAGCCUGCAAGGCAUCGCUGUCUUGAACAUUCCCAGCUACGCGGGCGGGACCAACUUCUGGGGCGGCACCAAGGAGGACGAUAUUUUCUGCGCGCCAUCUUUUGACGACAAGAUCCUGGAGGUGGUGGCUGUGUUUGGCAGCAUGCAGAUGGCAGUUUCAAGGGUCAUCAAGCUGCAACAUCAUCGCAUAGCGCAGUGCCGGACAGUGAAGAUCACUAUACUAGGCGACGAGGGCGUUCCCAUCCAAGUGGAUGGUGAAGCAUGGAUCCAGCCACCUGGAGUCAUCAAGAUCCAGCACAAGAACAGAGCCCAGAUGCUCACCAGAGACAGGGCCUUUGAGAACACGCUCAAGUCGUGGGAGGACAAGCUGAAGUACGACAAGCCUCCUCUGCGGCCUCACCUCUAUCCGCAGCAGUCUGUGGACCUGGCAACAGAAGAAGAGGCUGCCGUGGUGCAGAUGUGUGCCCGCGCCGCAGAGGAACUCAUCACUAGGAUAUGUGAGGCUGCAAAGACCAACGGGCUUUUAGAGCAAGAGCUGGCACAUGCUGUCAAUGCUGCAUCGCAUGCCAUCAACAAGACACAUCCCAAGUUCCCUGAGAGUCUGGCCAGGAACACUGCCAUAGAGGUGGCCAGCACCGUCAAGGCUCUGUACAACGAGACGGAAUCGCUUCUUGUGGGUCGAGUGUCUCUGCAACUGGACCCACCAGAGGAGGAGCAGCUGUCCAACGCGCUACAGAGUCUGGAGCUAGAACUCGGCAAACUGGGAGAGAUUCCAUGGCUCUACCAUAUUCUGCAGCCCAAUGAUGAGGAGGUUGACUGUGCUUGUGUACCAGGACCCCUCUCUGGGUUACGGCAAGAGGAACAGUCGCGGUGGCGUCUUUCGCAUAGUGCCCAAGUUCAAGAAGGAGAAGGCAGCCAAGAAGACCAGCCCUCAGUCAGUGGACAGAUGGGGCACAGAAGAGGUGGGCGUCUGGCUGGAGCAGCUGAGUCUGGGGGAGUACCGGGACACUUUCAUCCGACACGACAUCCGAGGCUCGGAGCUGCUGCACCUGGAGAGGAGGGACCUGAAGGAUCUGGGGAUAUCGAAAGUGGGUCAUAUGAAGAGAAUCCUCCAGGGAACUAAGGACCUGGCCAAGGCCUCCAUGGUUGACCUUUAACCCUUCUCGAGAUAGGGGGUUCCACUGACAUCCCUUGGAGAAGAUGUGGUGAGCCGCUGCAGUGCCAAAGUGAUGAGGAAGCGGAGGAAAAGUGCCAGAAAGGAUCCGGUUGUUUAUCACAAGAAGCCAUUUUACGACAGUUAACAUCCAUAUCUCACACACACACACACACACUCUAACAGGUAUGCAAUCAACCACACUGCAGACAGUGGAUUUGUUGUCUGACUUGUUAUGACAAAUUAGUAGCAAAACCAGGACUUCCAUGAACUUGUUCCGCUUGAUAUUGUGUUUUUAAAAAAAAGGAGCUUCAGGAAAAGGGAAGUUUCCUAAAGAUUGUGGUGCUUUGUUCCACGCUAUGCUUGCUCAACUUAAAUAUUUCAAGGUUUUAAACUGCAUGAUUUUUAGUGUCUUAAACAAAGUUAUGUUGUGACGUAAACACUUGAACAAGUUAAGUAUUAACCAAUGACGACGCCAUUCGUGACUACUGAGACAUGCGCCCUCUCCACUGCAAGGGAGCUUUUUAUAUGUUUGUAUUUAUUUUGCUUAGCAUGACGAUGACAUGUUAAGAGAUGUUGUGUCCAGUGCCAUAGUGUUUUUUAUUAGUGUAAACAUGAGCUCUAUAUAGGAGAAUGAUGUAAGAAGCCUUUCAUACGAUACUGGGGGGCGGGGGGUGUUCCAAUUAAGCCAUCAAAGUGAAUGUUCGACAAAUUGCCAUUAAUCAAGGGACAACAAUUAGCAUUCAUUCAUUCAUUCAUUUUCUACCGCUUUUUCCUCACGAGGGUCGCGGGGGGUGCUGGAGCCUAUCCCAGCUGUCUUUGGGCGAGAGGCGGGGUACACCCUGGACUGGUCGCCAGCCAAUCACAGGGCACAUAUAGACAAACAACCAUUCACACUCACAUUCAUACCUGUGGACAAUUUGGAGUCACCAAUUAACCUAGCAUGUUUUUGGAAUGUGGGAGGAAACCGGAGUACCGGGAGAAAACCCACGCAUGCACGGGGAGAACAUGCAAACUCCACACAGAGAUGGCCGAGGGUGGAAUUGAACCCUGGUCUCCUCGCUGUGAAGUCUGCACGCUAACCACUUGACCGCCGUGCCGCCGCCCCAUUUGUCCACAUAUUUCCUCAAAUAGUGGCCUACUUUCUAACAGUUGCCAUUCCUACUAGUAGGUGGUGUCAUUUGUUUUAAAAAAUGAAACUCCACAUCUCAACUAGACACCUUGAGAAAGAAAAUAACUGAUGCUCGCACUAGGGGGCAGUCAUUACCUUUGCUGAUUUUUUUUUUAGCUGUUACUGUUCUGUAUGAACAGCACCAACACUGAUUGGGGGACAAAGUUGACCUGACAAUUCAAAUAUGCUAGUAUCCAUCCCAGAUACCAAAAAGCUGAGACUGGGAUUGUACAAUUUGUCCACCUUUUAGGAGUACUAGCCCCCUUUAAAUUGUCAAUUUUUCCUGGCCUUUACCUGUGUUGAUACUGUUUGUACAGAACAGCAUGGCUCACCCAGCUAUUGUACAGCUUCAGAGAGUAGCCCCUUUCAAAUCGUCUGUAAAAGACAGAUUUUAGACAAAAGUCAUUUUCCCAAGUCCCUCUUCUGUAAGAAACAGCACCCACAUAACACAGAGGCCAUGUUGAAAGCAAUUGUUGACCUGACACGUAUUUUACACUUCAUAACAGACUUCACCGAAUCGCUGUGUGAGUAGCUUAUACCACCAUCUGUUAUGAGGGUAUCUGUAAAGCUGAAGUUUAGGGUGUCCGCCACUGAUUGAACCGAAUGAGAACAUUCAUUCAUUCAUUCAUUUUCUACCGCUUUUCCUCACGAGGGUCGCAGGGGGUGCUGGAGACUAUCCCAGCUGUCUUUGGGCAAGAGAUGGGGUACACCCUGGACUGGUGGCCAACCAAUCACAGGGCACAUAUAGACAAACAACCAUUCACACUCACAUUCAUACCUAUGGACAAUUUGGAGUCGCCAAUUAACCUAGCAUGUUUUUGGAAUGUGGGAGGAAACCGGAGAAAACCCACGCAUGCACGGGGAGAACAUGCAAACUCCACACAGAGAUGGCCGAGGGUGGAAUUAAACCCUGGUCUCCUAGCUGAGAGGUCUGCGCACUAACCACUAGUCCACCGUGCCGCCCCAAAUGAGAACAAUUUUUAAAAAAUCUCUCCCCUAAAUGACACCUGGCACUCUCUGCAAUUAAGUAAAUAAAUGCUGGCUGAGGCCACUAAAUGCGGAAAUAUAUACACAUAUAUAUAUUUUUAAGAAACAUUCUGCAAUAUUCAUGUACAUAUAAAUCCGUAUUUCACGGUAAGACUUCUCUGGCAAAUGAUGACAUUUCCACCACUGUAUGUAAACACUAAUGAAAGCGGAGCGCCGUUUGUUAGCCUACAGUAUGGGCAUGCAGCUUGGUUUUGUUUUUCCUUUUCACUUGAUCUAAGUAUUGCUCCCGGUGGCAUUACAGGGUUUAUUAUUUCUAUAUCUUGAUGCUGAAGUAUGUAUUUGUAUGAAUAUCUAUAUGCACUGUCUGUAAAGUAUAGCAGUGUAUGCAAACACUAUAAGUGUUAAGUGGCAUGCAUGCAAUGUAAUGCAUUAGACAGCGUGACUUUGUACACUGAUGACGACAAGGCUGUCGUCACGGAAUGAUGGUGCAAUAUUUGACCUUGUUUUUUAUAUCUACACACUCUCUCUCUCUCUCUGUGGGGAAACUGUUGUUUUUUUUUAAAUAUAUUUCGUAAAUUAGCACACAGACUGCUUUUCCCCCUGCACGUUUUUUUUCCAGAGGUGCUUCCAUGAUGAUCCACUGAAAUAGGAUUGCUUCAGUGAAUAAGAGUGGCCUGGCAGUUUAGUCAUGAUUUGUAUUGUUAUGUGUAUGUGCACUACAAUAGCCAAACAUUUUUAAUUAUGCUUAAUUUCUCUAAUCUCUUAUGGAAAUCUUCCCUAAAAGCUGAAUAUUCAGUGCUUAACACAAUGGAACAUAUCCUAAACUAUUAAGAAUGUAAGUUAAUUCAGGGGCCAAAUUAAUUUAAGUUAUGUUGCGUAAUAGCUUUAUGUGGACAAUAACCCAUUUCACACAGCCCUUGUGAUGCAUGUUCUGUACAGUGUUGUUGGGGGGGGGGGUUGGCAAAACACUAAAAAUUAUUUUCAAAUUGCCCAAAACAAGUCAGAUAUCUAGGCCGGUUCCUGUGUCAGUGGUGCCGUUUAUACAGCACAGUAUUGUUGAGCUGGCAUUUUUCCAGCUUCCAAGGCAGUAUCGCUGGUCAUAUUUGCCAGUAAACUGUGUCUGAUGAUAUUUUUUCUACGCAGAACACAGGUCACAUUAAAAUUUUGCGUCAUAGUUUGGAUCCCAACAUGGGCCAAAAAUCUCAUUCUUCAAUUCAAGUCCCCUUCAAUAUUUACAGGAACUUUUAUUAUCAAAAUAUCCCCCCCUGCAUUGCUAAUUUUACCUCAAAUCAGUCAGAAUUGUGAUGCAUUUCUAGCCAAAGACUAAAUUCUGCAUAACAGUUAGAGCAUUGCUGUAGUUCUAGUGUUGCACAUGAAUUCACUUUAAAAUGCCAUUUGUGUAUCCAAAGUAGGGUUUGUCAUCCUUCAUUUCAAGGCAUCCCCGGAAGCUGCUACCUUUGUGUUUUUGUUUCCCUCCUCCUAAUGGGUCUAUAAAUAAGGCUGCAAACUGCCAUUUUUUUUUUUUUUUUU
This is a messenger RNA of Doryrhamphus excisus (bluestripe pipefish), 7790 nucleotides long. It is a transcript of the gene dgkh, whose product is annotated as diacylglycerol kinase, eta. Gene Ontology annotation, biological process: phospholipase C-activating G protein-coupled receptor signaling pathway. Gene Ontology annotation, cellular component: plasma membrane. NCBI's taxonomy places the organism in Eukaryota, Metazoa, Chordata, Actinopteri, Syngnathiformes, Syngnathidae. The record is from RefSeq and is a predicted model, not a curated record. Gene Ontology annotation, molecular function: protein binding; ATP-dependent diacylglycerol kinase activity.